AGAAACUAAAAAAUUAACAACUCAUAUAUUUAUUUAUAUGUUGUUUUCAAUUUAGCACCCGUUUCUCCACUUGCAAUUCCCUCCAGGUAAAUGUUUGAACAAAGUUUUGAAUUUGUUUAAGGUUACCUAAAUAUCGUUUCCCUUUUAAUAUAUAUAAAUAUUUAUUAAUGAAAUCUAAAAUAAAAUAAAUUAAAAUUUAAAAUGUUUGAUAAAAUAAAAAAUUUAAUAAUUAAUUUUGAAAAAGAAAACACACACGGACAGAACAAAAGCAAAAACAAAAAACAAAAAGCUCUAAGCAGAGCAUAAUAAUUAAAUAAAAUAAUGAUAAACGUGACAGGUGUUUUUGUCUGUUUUGACAUGCUAGUCCACACGUAUAAAAAAAAAAAAAAAAAAAAAGCGAGAGACUUUCCAACUCUCAUUUCCUAUUUCCCACCAGUCAUUUCAUUUCCCCUCUAUUUUAGUCCCCUAAUGUUGACAACGAAAAGAAACUAACGAACAAACACGGCCUUAUAUGACUCCACAACCACCAUAAUCUCACGGCGGUGCUCCUCCUCGUUCUCCUCCGCCCAUGGACAUCACCGCCGCCACUAUGACCCAAUCUUUAACUUACCACCUCUCCAACCAUCCUUCUAUUAUCACUUUCAGAUGGAGUCACUCGCAAUCCUGGGGCUCGACAUGGUCAUUUCUUUUCUCUUCAAUUACUUUCUACCUUUCUUUUUCUCUUAUUAUGCAUGUCUUUUUAUCUAUAAUUCUCCGUCGGGAAAGGUCUGUCCCGUUAGGACCUAUACCGGCGCUUCAUAGUCUGUUCAUGUCAUUGCUCUCAGCUAUUAUUUUCUCGGGAAUUCUCCUUUCUGCCGCCGCUGAAAUUCAAGAAACUAAAUGGUUUUGGCGACGCUCAAAAACCCCAUUUCAGUGGCUACUCUGUUUUCCUUUAGGUACUAGACCCUCCGGUCGUGUAUUCUUUUGGUCGUAUAUUUAUUAUGUUUCAAGAUUCCUCCAUAUGUUGCGUACUCUGUUUACUAUUUUACAGCAAAGAAAACUGUCUUUUUUCCAGUUAUUUAACAACUCCAUCUUAGCAUUCAUGUCGUUUUUAUGGCUUGAAUUCUCUCAAUCUUUUCAAGUGCUGGCCAUACUUUUGGCGACGCUGGUUUACUCUGUCGUUUAUGGGUAUAGAUUUUGGACGGCAAUUGGAUUACCCAGUGCUUGUUUCCCUUUUGUGGAGAAUUGUCAGAUUGUAUUGUUGGGUUGUAAUCUUGCUUGCCAUGUUGGCGUGCUGUUGCUUCAUUUGAUGAAAGGUGGGUGUAAUGGAAUUGGGGCCUGGAUCUUUAAUUCUGUGCUUAAUGGAGCCAUCUUGUUGCUCUUCUUGAAUUUUUAUGUGAAGAUGCAUUUAGCAAAGAAGAAGAAGAAGAAGCAGCUUCAGCUCGAAACUGCUGCAGUUAUUAAAGAAGAUGAAUGAAUGAAAUUCUGGUUUGGUGGUUUCAUGUAAAUUGGGAAGAAAACAGAGGUUACCUUUAUUCAUUAUUGAAAGGAGGCAUGGUUAUAAGAAGCAUGGUUAUUCAAAAUGUGAAAUCAGAAGUGGACCCAUUCUGGACGAUUUUGAACAGAAAUGUAAAACUUGGAUUGCAUUAAGCUGAUAUGGUUCGAAACUGCCUGCAGGCGGAGUUAGUUACGGCCAUUUGCAUUUUUGGAGCCGAGUAGGCAAACAGAAACAGCAGUUAUCGCUAAUAACUUGUAGUAAAAGGAAAAAGGUUGGUCGUGGCACUCACUCCGCCAAACACAGCCUAAGCUUUUUCUUUUUCUUUUUUCAUCACUUUUAUAGACUCCAUUUAUUACUUUCUUUUUCAGCAAAAAUUUAUAAUUUUAUUAUUUAAUCAUUAAA
This is a messenger RNA of Ricinus communis (castor bean), 1879 nucleotides long. RefSeq names its product elongation of fatty acids protein 3-like. Lineage: Eukaryota; Viridiplantae; Streptophyta; Magnoliopsida; Malpighiales; Euphorbiaceae. Bases 569 to 1456 code for a protein of 295 amino acids. Gene Ontology annotation, molecular function: fatty acid elongase activity. Gene Ontology annotation, biological process: fatty acid elongation, saturated fatty acid; sphingolipid biosynthetic process; fatty acid elongation, monounsaturated fatty acid. The record is from RefSeq and is a predicted model, not a curated record. Gene Ontology annotation, cellular component: endoplasmic reticulum membrane. The transcript has 2 exons.